This is a messenger RNA of Aspergillus pseudonomiae, 1113 nucleotides long. Its product is annotated as mannosyltransferase complex subunit MNN9. The record is from RefSeq and is a predicted model, not a curated record. The annotation marks the transcript as partial. Gene Ontology annotation, biological process: cell wall mannoprotein biosynthetic process; protein N-linked glycosylation. Gene Ontology annotation, molecular function: alpha-1,6-mannosyltransferase activity. Lineage: Eukaryota; Fungi; Ascomycota; Eurotiomycetes; Eurotiales; Aspergillaceae. Gene Ontology annotation, cellular component: mannan polymerase complex. The transcript has a single exon.
AUGGCCGUCGCACGCCCAAUGCGACGCACAAGUCCCAUCACCUUCUUCCUGGCAGCCUUCCUCGCCUUCGGAUUCCUCUUCUUCCUCCUCUCCCCGUCAUCUUCCGCCACCACCGCAGGAGACACCUCGCAGCAACGCCGCGAAGACGCCGCAGACCACCCUCUCUCGCCGCCCACCAAACCCUUCUUCAAGUCCCAACCCGUCCGCGAUGACGGCCUCAAGGCCCCUCCCCCCGUCGUGCACUACGACCUCAACAAACUCACCACCACCAGCGACUCCGCCGACAAAGGCGAACGAGUCCUCAUCCUCACCCCCCUAGCCCGCUUCUACCAAGAAUUCUGGGACAACCUCGCCCACCUCAACUACCCCCACGAACUCAUCUCCCUGGGCUUCAUCAUCCCCAACACAAAAGAAGGCUCCGCCGCCCUGUCCGCCCUGGAAACCGCCAUCAGCAAGACGCAGAACGGCCCCAUCCCGUCCCGCUUCGCCAGCAUCAGCAUCCUGCGCCAGGACUUCGAGCCCCCGCUGCAAUCCCAGGACGAAAAGGAGCGCCACAAGCUCGAGAACCAGAAGGCCCGUCGCGAGAGCAUGUCCCGCGCCCGCAACAGCCUCCUCUUCACCACCCUCGGCCCGUCCACCUCCUGGGUCCUCUGGCUCGACGCCGAUAUCAUCGAGACGCCGCCGACGCUCAUCCAGGACCUGACGGGGCAUAACUACCCUGUUAUCGUCCCGAACUGCUACCAACGGUACUACAACGCCGACCACAAGCAGAUGGAGGUCCGCCCGUAUGACUUCAACUCGUGGGUCGAUAGCUCCAAUGCCCAAGCAUUGGCCGAGAGUAUGGGUCCUGAUGAGAUUCUCCUCGAGGGCUAUGCCGAGAUGCCCACGUAUCGCACGCUCAUGGCGUAUCUGGCUGACACGGAGAGUCCCAACCCGAGGCGCGUGAUCGAGCUCGAUGGCGUCGGUGGCACGGCGUUGAUGGUCAAGGCCGAUGUGCAUCGUGACGGAGCCAUGUUUCCGGCUUUCCCCUUCUAUCAUCUCGUUGAGACGGAGGGGUUCGCUAAGAUGGCUAAGAGGUUGGGAUAUCAGGUCUUUGGGCUGCCGGAUUAUUUU